CCCGACUGGCGGCCGGAACCGCGCGGAUGCCUCGUAGUGAGACCCUCGGGAGGUGGUCCACGAAGCUACCCACGACAUCCUUCCACAGCCCCGAAGCCCCAUCGCUUCAUCCAUUCCUUCCUGGAGCGGGGACCUGGCCUCUGCUUUCCUUAGAGGACCCCAGCUCCUCAGUCCUCUAGGAGCUCCAGGUCUGAGAGUCACUGGAGCUACCACAGCCACCAUGGGGCCCUGGGGAGAGCCAGAGCUCCUGGUGUGGCGACCCGAGGCGGUAGCCUCAGAGCCCCCGGUACCUGUGGGACUGGAGGUGAAGUUGGGGGCCCUGGUGCUGCUGCUGCUGCUCACUCUCAUGUGCAGUUUGGUGCCCAUCUGUGUGCUGCGCCGGCCCGGAGCUAACCCUGAAGCCUCAGCCUCCCGCCAAAAAGCCCUGAGCCUAGUAAGCUGCUUCGCAGGGGGUGUCUUUCUGGCUACCUGUCUCCUGGACCUGCUGCCUGACUACCUGGCUGCCAUAGAUAAGGCCCUGGCGGCCCUGCAUGUAACGCUCCAGUUCCCCCUGCAAGAGUUCAUCCUGGCCAUGGGCUUCUUCCUUGUCCUGGUGAUGGAGCAGAUCACGCUGGCUUACAAGGAGCAGUCGGGGCCACCGCCUCGAGAGGAGACGAGGGCUCUGCUGGGAACAGCAAAUGGUGGGCCGCAGCACUGGCAUGAUGGGUCAGGGGUCCCACAGACAGGCGGAGCUCCCACAACCCCUUCAGCCCUGCGUGCCUGUGUACUGGUCUUCUCCCUCGCCCUGCACUCAGUGUUUGAGGGGCUGGCGGUGGGGCUGCAGCGAGACCGGGCUCGGGCCAUGGAGCUGUGCCUGGCUUUGCUGCUCCACAAGGGUAUCCUGGCAGUCAGCUUGUCCCUGCGUCUGCUGCAGAGCCACCUGCGAGCGCAAGUGGUGGCUGGCUGUGGGAUUCUCUUCUCAUGCAUGACACCUCUGGGCAUUGGGCUGGGUGCAGCUCUGGCAGAGUCAGCUGGGCCACUGCACCAGCUGGCUCAGUCUGUGCUGGAGGGCAUGGCGGCUGGCACUUUUCUCUAUAUAACCUUCCUGGAAAUCUUGCCCCAGGAGCUGGCCACUUCUGAGCAGAGGAUCCUCAAGGUCAUUCUGCUCCUAGCAGGCUUUGCCCUGCUCACUGGCCUGCUCUUCAUCCAAGUCUAGGGGGCUCCAAGAGGGGCAGGGGAGGUUGGGUGUCAGGUUCCCUUGACCUUCCUCCCCUCCUCCAGUGUGUGGGGAAUAGGAAGGAGUGGAGAAGGGAGGAAUUGAGGACGACAGAGUUUUAUGGGAGAUAGGGACGGAGCCUUGGAACUACCUGACCAAUGAGAGGGGACUGGGCCCAAGCGACAAGGCCUAAGGGACAAGGGAUGGUCAAGUCACUAGAGACAUGAUCAAGGGACAGUAUUGAGAAGACACUGAGUGCUAGAAUCAGGAGUCAGACACUAUACAUAGAGACAAACUGACAGUGGGGAGGCCAGAAGUGGGCACCCAGCUGCUGUGGGAUAGAGGUAUAGAGCGGGCACAGGCCCAGAGUCAGCAGUCCUCUUGGUUCUAUCCCAUUUCAGCUAGUGGAUUGGACCCCUCCUACUUUUCUUAGCUCCUACUCUCAUAUCUAUCUCCCUCUUCCUUUCUCCCAAGGGACUAGUGCCAAAUGGCCUCUUCCUGCCAGUUUUGGCACCUUCUAUGGCUUUUCCAGUCCUGCUUACUCCUAUUUUUAAAGUGCCAAAUAAAUCCCUUCCCUCUUUCUCAAAGCACAGUGAUGGCACUGAGCCCUGCCCAGCACCUCAGUGGAAGGGGCCUGCUUGCUCUUUAUUUUGGUCCCAGAUCCUGGGGUGGGGCAGAAACAUUUGCUGGGUUGGGGUAGGGGUAGGGUUGGCAGACCUACGGCUCCCUACCACUGCUGCACCCUAGGAAUACUGAAUGUGGGCAUGGUGCCCCAGGCCCAGACGAUAAACACUGAGCUGCCGAAACUUUUUUUAUACUAGAGGAGCCCAAGGGGGACCGGGAAGACUCACCUCCAGGGUUAUUUUUGGGGGAGGGAGGGCUGUGCAUAGGGCCAUAUUCUCUAGAAUCUAUUUUACUAACUGACCUGUUUUGGGACAUGUUACCCAAAUAAAAGAUGUUUCUAUACA
This is a messenger RNA of Equus quagga, 2163 nucleotides long. It is a transcript of the gene SLC39A1, whose product is annotated as solute carrier family 39 member 1. Bases 221 to 1195 code for a protein of 324 amino acids. The transcript is spliced from 5 exons. Gene Ontology annotation, biological process: zinc ion transmembrane transport. Gene Ontology annotation, molecular function: zinc ion transmembrane transporter activity. The record is from RefSeq and is a predicted model, not a curated record. Gene Ontology annotation, cellular component: plasma membrane. Lineage: Eukaryota; Metazoa; Chordata; Mammalia; Perissodactyla; Equidae.